This is a messenger RNA of Rotaria socialis, 453 nucleotides long. The record is from the annotation of a GenBank genome assembly. Lineage: Eukaryota; Metazoa; Rotifera; Eurotatoria; Philodinida; Philodinidae.
AUGCCAGCUAAAGCUGCACAACCCAAAAAGAAAGAAAAAGAAGCAUCGAGCAGUUCUGGUAGCAAAGCUAAGAAGAAGAAAUGGUCGAAAGGAAAAGUGCGCGACAAACUUAACAAUAUGGUUUUAUUUGAUAAAGCAACUUAUGACAAAUGUGUCAAAGAUUUGCCACAAUAUAAACUUAUCACUCCGGCCAUUGUAGUCGAACGUUUUAAAGUCCGUGGCUCAUUAGCCCGUGCAAUAAUCCGUGAACUCAUGCGACGUGGUCUUAUUCGCGCCGUUGUAAAACACAGUCGGCAAGAAAUCUAUACUCGAUCAUCGAAAGAAGAUGCACCAGGUGAACAAGAGGCUGGCAAAGACGGUGCUCCUGAAAAGGAAAAAGGUGGCGGCGGUAAAAAAGGUGGCAAAAAAGCAGCUAAAGUAGAGGCUGCUGCAGUUGAAGAAGCUACUGCUUAA